Cryptosporidium muris RN66 is the source of this 1365-nucleotide messenger RNA. RefSeq lists its product as uncharacterized. Gene Ontology annotation, cellular component: anaphase-promoting complex. Gene Ontology annotation, biological process: anaphase-promoting complex-dependent catabolic process; positive regulation of anaphase-promoting complex-dependent catabolic process; positive regulation of ubiquitin protein ligase activity. The record is from RefSeq and is a predicted model, not a curated record. NCBI's taxonomy places the organism in Eukaryota, Apicomplexa, Conoidasida, Eucoccidiorida, Cryptosporidiidae. The coding region runs from base 1 to 1365 and encodes 454 amino acids. The transcript has a single exon. Gene Ontology annotation, molecular function: protein binding; ubiquitin ligase activator activity; anaphase-promoting complex binding.
AUGCUUACAAACCAUAGUAGUAUUAUAAAUAGUAGUAAAAGAUUUAUAUAUGACAGAUAUAGUAGAUUCGGAUUAAAUGAAAAGGCUGAACUUCCAUCAUUUCAGAGUCCACUUGCUGUUUACAAUGAUUUGCUAGCUACUGAGCUAUUACCAAUAACACUUACUGGAUUUUCUACAACAAGACCACUAAGGAAUGACGAUUCUUGUAUAUUAAAUGUACCACAAAGAUCAAUAUUAGAUUCUGGUACUGGUAUAAAAGAGAAUGAUUAUUCAAAAGAUGUAAAUUAUGAGAUUUUUGAUCCAUUUGCCACUAUCCCAUUGAGAUCUGUAACCAUGGAACCAUCGUUUCUUUCAAAAGCUUGUGUAGGCAUGGAACCUAUAUCUAGAAGAAUUCCAAAAGGCCCAUUUAAGAUAUUAGAUGCUCCAAACUUACAAGAUGAUUUUUAUUUAAAUCUUGUAGACUGGAGCUCUACGAAUUUGUUAGCUGUCGGACUUAGUUCAUCUCUUUAUCUCUGGAAUGCAUCUACAAGUAAAGUAACUAACUUGAUGAGUUUACCCGAACAAGAUUUAGUUACAAGUGUAUCAUGGACUCAACAAGGAAAUCAUGUAGCAAUUGGAACUAGGCAAGGAUCAAUUCAAAUAUGGGAUGUUACAGUACAAAAAAAAGUUCGUACAUUAGGAGGUCAUAGAGCAAGAGUAGGAGCAAUGGAUUGGUGUGGUCCAAUACUAGCAACAGGAGGUAGAGAUCAUACAGUUUUAUUAAGGGAUGUAAGAGAACAAGAACAUUGGUGCAAUAGAUGGUUAGGUCAUAAACAAGAAGUUUGUGGAGUUAAAUGGAGUCCUAAUGAAAUGCAAUUGGCUACCGGAGGAAAUGAUAACAAAUUACUUAUUUGGUCUCAAGGAUAUGAAACACCAGUUUGCCAGUUUCAAGAGCAUACAGCUGCAGUCAAAGCUUUGUCUUGGAGUCCUCAUCAAUCAGGGCUCUUGGCAUCUGGGGGAGGAACAGCAGAUAGACACAUUAGAGUAUGGAAUACUGUAACUAACUGCUGUGUAAUGGCUGUAGAUACAGGAUCCCAAGUUUGUAAUAUUGCAUGGAGUGGAAAUGUUAAUGAACUUGUAUCAACUCAUGGGUAUAGUCUUAAUCAAGUUAUUUUGUGGAAGUGGCCAUCUAUGCAAAAAAUUGUUACAUUAACAGGUCAUACUUACAGGGUUCUAUAUUUAGCUGUGUCUCCUGAUGGUCAAACUAUAGUUACAGGAGCAGGUGAUGAAACUUUAAGAUUUUGGCAAAUUUUUCCAUCUGGAAGGCCUAAAGGACCUAGAAAUUUAGCUGCAUUAGCUGUACCACAUACUCCAGCUAUGCGAUAA